Molecule: messenger RNA, 963 nt
Organism: Nanorana parkeri
Lineage: Eukaryota; Metazoa; Chordata; Amphibia; Anura; Dicroglossidae
Gene: ATP6V0C
Product: ATPase H+ transporting V0 subunit c
Exons: 3
Coding region: 72-542 (156 amino acids)
Biological process (GO): proton transmembrane transport
Cellular component (GO): proton-transporting V-type ATPase, V0 domain
Molecular function (GO): proton-transporting ATPase activity, rotational mechanism
Source: RefSeq, a predicted model, not a curated record
AUAUUCUCUCUCUUCGCUCCCCUCCGGAGGUUUAUUUCUCCUUUCAGUCAGCGGACACAACCCGGCACACCAUGUCUACCGACAGCGCCGCAGCACCGGAGUACUCCGCCUUCUUCGCCGUCAUGGGAGCCUCUUCGGCCAUGGUGUUCAGCGCAUUGGGGGCAGCCUAUGGAACGGCGAAGAGUGGCACAGGUAUUGCUGCCAUGUCUGUCAUGAGGCCUGAGCUGAUCAUGAAGUCCAUCAUUCCUGUUGUCAUGGCUGGUAUCAUAGCUAUCUAUGGACUGGUAGUGGCAGUGCUUAUUGCAAACUCUCUCACACCAGCAAUCUCAUUAUACAGGAGCUUCUUACAGCUAGGUGCCGGCCUCAGUGUAGGAUUAAGUGGUCUUGCCGCUGGGUUCGCCAUUGGCAUUGUUGGGGAUGCAGGUGUGCGGGGAACAGCACAACAGCCCCGACUAUUCGUAGGCAUGAUCCUGAUCCUCAUUUUCGCAGAAGUCUUGGGUCUGUACGGUCUGAUUGUGGCCCUUAUCCUCUCCACAAAAUAAAAAGAAGAAAUUUCUUCCCCACGUUCCAGAAAUCGCCACUUACAAAAAAAAAUGGUUUUAUCAUGUGUACAGUCAUCCUUCACCCACCCUGAUUCAGUAGAUUCUUUUCCCUCUCCCCUGUAACUGCGCAAUUGUAAGUUAGUGACUGUUGUGUGUAACCCUCUAGCUAUAUUCAUUGGGUGGACUUCAGGGCAAUAAGGAGUCCUGAUUCCAGUGUUGUGGGAAGGAAGCAGGCAUCACUUCCACAAAUCACAAGACUCCCUCUUCUGCGUGCAGUGUUUAUUUCUCUUCCCAUAUCUUCUGUGGAUGUUUCCUAACAAAAGUACCAUGUAAAAAUAUGAUCUAGAAUUGUAAUUUCCUUCUUGCCAUUCAAUGUUUUAUUUAUAAAUAUAAAAUCUUCAUUGUUCAUACUUUAAAACAA